This is a messenger RNA of Notechis scutatus (mainland tiger snake), 4907 nucleotides long. The record is from RefSeq and is a predicted model, not a curated record. NCBI's taxonomy places the organism in Eukaryota, Metazoa, Chordata, Lepidosauria, Squamata, Elapidae.
CAGCCGAGAGCGGAAUCCCCGCGGCGGAAGAAACGGCGCCCGGCGCUACUUCAAUCGCCAAAGGAGAACCGGCGGGAAGGGGGGCUUUUUCCGCCGCUUCCCUAUCUGGGGAAGAAGGGCCGCAUCUUUGUGCGCUUCUGCCUGGCCGGAACGACCGCGGGUUUCAUUCUUGCCCCUGAAGUCCCAGGAGAAUGACUCAGCAAGAUGGAGAGCAACCAAAUCAGUCCCAUUCUCUCUUUGAUGCCUUUCUGCAUGCCAAGCAGUGCAAAGAGGUCUUGAGCAGAUUUGAAGAGCUGUGCAGUUAUCUGAAUCUGGAACACACUGGCCAGAUCCAUUUCUAUCACAAGCUCAAGUCUUCUAUCAAUUAUUGGAGUGCUAAAGCUUUGUGGACCAAGUUGGACAAGAAGGCUGGACACAGAGACUAUGACCAAGGAAGAGCAUGUUCAAACACCAAGUGUCUGAUCAUCGGAUCAGGGCCCUGUGGUCUCCGCUCAGCUAUUGAAUUGGCUUUCCUUGGAGCACACGUUGUGGUGGUAGAGAAGAGAGAUAACUUUUCCCGAAACAAUGUGCUACACCUUUGGCCUUUCACUAUCCAGGACCUGCGGGCCCUUGGAGCCAAGAAAUUCUAUGGCCGUUUCUGCACUGGAUCCUUGGAUCACAUCAGUAUCCGUCAGCUGCAGUUGAUCCUGCUGAAAGUAGCCUUGUUGUUAGGUGUUCAUGUUCACAUCGGUGUACAAUUUAAGGGACUCAUUCUACCAGUAGUGAACUCUCAUGGGCAGGUCAGUGGAUGGAGAGCUGACCUGCAGCCUGGCUCCUCUCCCUUGAGCCAAUAUGAGUUUGAUAUUCUCAUCUCUGCUGGUGGUGGAAGGUUUGUGCCAGAAGGCUUUAAAAGGAAGGAGACACGAGGCAAAUUGGCUAUUGGCAUUACCACCAAUUUUAUAAACAACCAUAGCAAAACUGAGGUGGAAGUGGCUGAGAUAAGUGGAGUGGCUCGCAUAUACAACCAGAAGUUCUUCCAAAAUCUCUUUAACAAAACGGGUAUUGAUUUGGAAAACAUUGUCUACUAUAAAGAUGAUACUCACUACUUCGUCAUGACAGCCAAGAAGCAUAGCUUGCUAAAGAAAGGAGUAAUCUUAAAUGAUAAGCUUGACAUAGAGAGCUUACUCUCUCCAGAAAAUGUGAACCAGGAAGCCCUUCUCGCUUAUGCCAAAGAGGCUGCCAACUUCUCUACCAACUACCAGUUGCCCACUUUGCAAUUUGCCCUAAACCAUCACCACCGUCCUGAUGUUGACAUGUUUGACUUCACCUGCAUGAGCCGUGCAGAAAAUGCAGCUUUGGUGCGUGACUGCAAUGGCGCUAAGCUGCUUAUCGGGUUGGUGGGAGACUGCUUGGUGGAGCCAUUCUGGCCCUUGGGCACUGGUGUGGGCAGAGGUUUCUUAGCUGCAUUUGAUGCUGCUUGGAUGGUAAAAAGAUGGGCCUCAGGAGUAUCCCCACUGGAUGUGUUGGCUGAGAGAGAAAGUAUAUAUCAGCGGCUGUCACAGACUUCACCUGACAACAUGAACAAGAACAUUAAUCAGUAUAGCAUUGAUCCCAACACACGAUACCCAAACAUCAACUUUCAGGCAAUCAAGAUCUCUCAGGUUCAUAAACUGUACAUUAAGGGAGAUAUAGAAAUGGAGCAGAACAAGAGAAGAAGUCGUGCCAGCCCAGAGUUAGUCUGCAAAGAAACCAGUAGAGCCUAUGAGGAGCUUCUUAAUUGGUGCCAAUCAAACACAGCCAGUUACCAUGGCAUCAAGGUGGAAAACUUCACGCACUCCUGGAAAAGUGGAUUGGCUCUUUGUGCCCUCAUACAUCACUUUCGCCCAGAUCUUCUGGACUUCAAUUCAUUGGACCCAAAUGACCCCAUUGGGAACAACCAACUGGCUUUAGAUAUGGCUGAGCAGGAGCUUGGCAUUUCUCCAGUCCUCUCCAGCACUGAAAUGGCUUCCCUGUCUGAUAAUGAGCAACUUGGCUUGAUCACUUAUUUGAGCCAAUUUUAUGAUGCCUUCAGGACUGCUCCAGAAUGGAAGGAGAAAGCAGAGAAACCUCUUGUCCCAUGUGGCACCAAAAGUGCUAUCCUGUUUCUUAGCAAGCUACAGAAGACUUUAUCUCUCUCACGUAAACGGAAUUUGGAAAAGUCUACCUGGGAUGCAGAAUCCAAGAAGUUAAAGCAAGAGGCUGGGACUUUGCCUGUCUCUCCGAUGAGGAGCAGUGAUGCCUGCUACUUCUGUGGAGAUCACAUUUACAUCCUGGAGCGGGUCAGUGCCGAAGGGCGCUUCUUCCAUCGAGGUUGCUUCAAAUGCCAUUACUGCAAAAUAACAUUGCGACUAGGAGAUUUUGUCUUCAAUGAAGAUGAUGGCAACUUCUAUUGCACAUUGCAUUCCUUGGUCUCAUCAGACAUGACUACCCCCAGCAAAGCUUCCUUCAAAGAAGCAUAUGAGGGUUUAUCCUAUGUGGACAGCCCAUCAGACAAAAAAUUUUUAGACUGGACUACUGAAGAAGAGAGGAUGAAAGAGAGAAAGAGAGAAAAAAAUCCACGUUGGCAAAACCUGGAUGAGAUUAUGUCUCCCUUUGUAGAUCAGCUGCCAGAACACCAGCCUGAACCACUUCAGAAACAAGGCAGUGAAGGCUCCAGCCUAUUCCCAUCAGAAAAGAAACGUGCCGAUACAAUAAGCUCCUCGCAGCAUCCACCUCGACUGUCCUCUCUUGUGGGAGAGAAGGAGCCGAGUGACUCUGUUCCCAAGGCUGAUUCAGCUUUUCAGAUUGAGGGAAACAGAAGAUCACCUGAAAACAAGGCACAGGACCAAACAAUUUGGAGUGGUUACUCUAAGGGAGAACCUUGUCUAAAUCUCCUUUCACAAGGACCAGGCCUUACUAUUUUGGGAGAAGGUUCAAACCCCACACUAGAGCAAAUGCAAAGUGAAAAUAUCCAGAAGAAGAAAAUUUGUUUGUCAGACUUGGAAAAGCUUGAAUUAUCCAGACUGAGUCCAAUUUCAAACCCGCUUGAUAUUUCGGAUACAGGGCUGGAAGAAUCCAGCUUCAGCAGAGAAUCAGAUUUUCUGGAGGUUGCCAGUGACAGCGAGGAGGAGGAGGAGGAGGAGGAAGAAGAAGAAGGGAACUUAGAUCUUGGGAGAAACAUGCAUUUCCUCAGCUUCACUGAAGACACUCAGUAUCCAACUUGGAAGAAGACAUUAUUGCGACGAGCCAAAGAGGCCGAAAUGAAGAGGUUUUGUAAAGCUCAGGCCAUCCAGAGGCGGUUAGAAGAGAUUGAAGUGACUUUUCGGGAUCUUGAGAAACAGGGCAUAAAGGUGGAACAAUCUCUGCGAGAAGAGGCAGGAACAGAGUCUGAACUGAAGAAGCAGUGGAUGAACCAGUUGCUCGCGUUGAUCCAAAAGAAGAACAGCCUGAUGUCUGAGGAGUCUGACCUCAUGAUUGAUGUGCAAGAGCUGAAGCUGGAGGAGCAGCAGUGCCAGCUGGAUCAAGAGCUACGGCGCUACUAUAAUCUGGAUGAUUAUUUGAAAACAUCUGAGGACCAUGAAGCAGAGAAGAUGAUCUUGUCCCAACUGGUUGCAAUUGUGAAUCAGCGCAGUGCUCUCAUCGAGAUGCAAGAGAGGAAGCGGCUCAGUGAACUUUCUGAGCAUGCUCCAGUGAUGGAACAUGCCUAGAAUAUUUGAGGUCAGGUUUAUCUGGUGGAUAAAUUUGCUGAACAUCAUUCGUAUUGGGGAAGCCAUUCCAUUCUAGACUCUGAUGAACAAGCCUAAUCUUUUGGAGCUUGAAGCAUCUGAUGCAACUACUUUUUAAAAAAAAGUAUUUUAAGGAGUAAUAAGGAAACUAUGUAGAACUGCUUUUCAUUGUUUGCAGAUACAACUGUUGAACUGUUUUAAGAAAGAAGUCUAUUUGCAGCAUUUGGAGGGAAAAUAAUAUUCAGAAUAUGUACAUAUUAUUUAGCUAUUGAUGUAUAUAUUUGCAGUUAGCAUGCUCCACUUUUACACAGGGCCUCAUCCAACAGAAAAGAUUUCUUUCAUCCAACUGCUGCAGGUGACUAUGUGAUGUAGAUGUGGUAAAUUAGGAGAGACUAUAUUGUUUAAGUGGAGAAGUAUUCUAAAAGCAAAAAAGCAUGAUCCCUUCAUGAAAUUCAGAGAAGCCUUCAAACUGUCCAGAGUUAUAUUCUAGAAGAGGACACUUAGCUAAAAUCUCUUGAAGAAUAUACAGAAUCAGCAGAAUAUUUCAGAGGAAAGAAAUAGAUGCCCUACAAUAAAAAUUAAAAAUGUCAUCAUCAAAGGACUUCUGCCAUAAUAAAUGUGCAAGGAGAAAUAUACAUCUCUCGCACGUUUUUUCAAGCAAAACAGAUGCUAUAGGGCAAGAUCUUGAAGCUGGAGCAGUACGGUUGAAAAAUGUAUGCACUUCCUGCAAAAUAAACAAUGAAUGUGGAUGAAGAUCACAAUACACUGCUCUUGAGGAAAUACUUCAAGUGAACAGAUGUUAUUUGGUAACUAAGGUCAAUUUACAAUCUGAAAGCUGCUACUCCUGGAUGGAUAUAAGCCAACUCAUUUUUCACAGACUUGCUCCAAUAAACAUAAUGGAGUGAGAACGCAAUUCUGUCUUUUGUCAUCCGUUAACUUCACAAUAGAGGAAAUAUCCAUCAAACCUUUUCAAAGUUUUUUUGGUCUUGACCCAAUUUCCUCCAAGAAGUAGCCAGGAUUAUGUUAUUUGGCUUUAAGUAAGAUUGCAAAUGGCUGCAAAGGCAGACAAUACAGUUCUUAGCUAGAGGUAAUUAAGCCAAACCUGACCCUGAAUUUGAACUGAAACCAGUUAAAAAAUAAUUUUCACAUCAAGUAUUUUUGAGAAAAAGAAAUUUAGUAGAUGAA